UUCUCGACUCUUCUAAAAAAGUGUCUCACAAAAAACGCAAACGAAAAAGGGGGGAUUUCAAAACUGAAAAGAGGAUAAUGAUAACAAGAAGCCACACCCAGUAGAGAAAAGGUUUAAAGCUAAAUUCUUCCAUUCAAAACGCUCCAGCAACACGCACGCCCACUUUAUUCUUCUCCCUCUCGCCCAAUUCACUCGGCUCUUCAUUUGUAUGAGGGAAUUUUGCUGAACAAGAAGGGAAUUAGAUGGAUUCAGCUUCACUCGAUGAUAUAAUAAACCGGCUGCUUGAGGUAAAAGGGAGGCCGGGAAAGCAGGUGCAGCUCUCGGAGUCGGAGAUCAGACGCCUCUGCUUGCAGUCCAAAGAAAUUUUUAUGCACCAGCCUAAUCUUCUCGACCUUGAAGCUCCAAUUAAGAUUUGUGGGGAUAUUCAUGGCCAAUAUUCAGAUCUUCUUAGACUUUUCGAAUAUGGUGGAUUGCCCCCAAAAUCAAAUUACUUAUUCUUGGGGGAUUAUGUGGAUCGUGGGAAGCAAAGCCUGGAAACAAUCUGUCUUUUACUCGCCUACAAGAUAAAAUAUCCUGAAAACUUCUUCUUACUGCGGGGAAACCACGAAUGUGCAUCAGUCAAUCGUAUAUAUGGAUUCUAUGAUGAAUGCAAAAGACGGUUUAACGUAAGACUAUGGAAAGUUUUCACAGACUGUUUCAACUGUCUACCUGUUGCAGCUUUAAUUGACGAGAAGAUAUUGUGCAUGCACGGAGGACUCUCCCCGGAUCUGCACGAUUUAAAUCAAAUUAGAAAUCUACAGCGCCCGACUGAUGUUCCUGAAACCGGCUUACUGUGCGAUUUACUAUGGUCUGACCCCAGCAAAGACGUCAAAGGAUGGGGAAUGAAUGAUAGGGGAGUCUCAUAUACUUUUGGUCCAGAUAAGGUGACGGAAUUUCUUCAAAAACACGAUCUUGACCUUAUUUGCCGUGCCCACCAGGUGGUUGAAGAUGGAUAUGAGUUUUUUGCUGAUAGACAACUCGUGACAAUAUUCUCAGCCCCAAACUACUGUGGAGAAUUCGACAACGCUGGCGCCAUGAUGAGCGUGGAUGAGACCUUGAUGUGCUCCUUUCAAAUCUUGAAGCCUGCAGAAAAGAAGCCCAAGUUUGGAUUCGGAAGUAGUACUACUACCACUAAGCCAGGAACACCUCAAAUCAAAACGAAGUCAUUUCUUGGAGGCAAGAUGGGAUGAGAAGAUGAAGAAAACUGGCGCUCGUGACCAAAGAUGAGCAUCGAUCGUUGUUUGGAGAGGAGGAGGAGGAGAAGUAAGCUUAGGAGUUUUUCAUCCUAGGAGACUUGCAUCGUUGUGAUAUCUUGUAUCUAAUGUGUUAUAUAACAUCAAAUAUAUUGGGAGUUUAAAUCAAAAAUACUUUUAUGACA
Molecule: messenger RNA, 1417 nt
Organism: Salvia hispanica
Lineage: Eukaryota; Viridiplantae; Streptophyta; Magnoliopsida; Lamiales; Lamiaceae
Product: serine/threonine-protein phosphatase PP1 isozyme 3-like
Cellular component (GO): cytoplasm; nucleus
Molecular function (GO): protein serine/threonine phosphatase activity
Source: RefSeq, a predicted model, not a curated record